AAUAGGUCAAGACAUGGAAAGAGGAGAAGCAUGCAAAGGAAGGAACAAGUAAAAUAACCUAAUCACCUAAUGCAGUGCAGCGAGAACUAGAGCAAUAAUAGAGAAUGACAGUAACUAUGCACUACAGUACUGCGUCACGUAUAGCCGUGACAGAGGGGAUUAGGAUACAAACAAAAGGCAGAUCAUAGGGGGGAAGCAGGUCCCUCAUAAGGAGUAUAAGCCAAUUUAUAAACCUAUUGCCACUACAGGCAUUCGGCUUUAAAGCUUGAUCAAGCUCAUUCCACUUCGUUCCUAAAACACAACCACUAUCUCUGCCAAAACCAAACCACACCAAAGGCUCGGACUCACCAAAAACACAAGGCCAGGCAACAGCAAUGGCUAGACAUGGCCCCCAAAUCCAUGACCAACCACUCCAAGAAGAGGACUAUAUAGACAUGGAGCUGAGCUCACCUGCAGCUGCAGAGGUGGGCACCAAUACAGCAAGCUUGCUCUGCUACACCACAGCAAUGGCAGCCGCCUCGCAACACUCGAGGGAGUUUGAGUUCCACAUGUCAGCUCCGACUGACCACUGGGAGCCCGUGGCAUCACCAGCAGAUGAGCUCUUCUACAAGGGCAAGCUGCUACCCCUCCACCUUCCACCACGCAUCCAGAUGGUUGAAAGGUUGCUUGAGAUUGCGGCUGACAAGGGCCUUCUCUCCGCGAGCACUGCCCCGACAACACCAUAUCAGUCAUGCAGUGUUUCACCAGCAAAUUCAUGCUAUGCCAGUGGUGAGCUCAAUGCAGAGCAGUACUUCAGUGAGUGCACAGCUGCCAGUAUUGCUGCUGCUGAGGUGGAAGCAGCAUGCGAAAAGAAGCCAUGGUCCAAGAAGCUCAAGUUCAUCAAGAAUCUCAACCUUGGCCUCAAGCUCAAGGCAUCAAAAGCUUACCUCAAGACAAUAUUUGCCACUAAAGCAGGGGAUCCAGAUGAAAAGAGUGGUGCACCAAGAGCAAGUGAGUUCCCCAUUGCCCAGGUCAAGAGUUGGAGGAAGAACCCAUUUGUCCAGACCAGAAGCAACAGGUACACAGCCUCGCCCAUCAGCAACAGCGCUCCACUGGGAGGUAAUCUCAAAGAAGAUGAAUUCGGCCAUAGGAGGUCGUUCUCCAGCGUCAUUAUCCGAUAUUCAUCAUCAAACAAGACGUCGUCUGCCUCAUCAUCGUCAUGCUCUUCGUCAAACUCAUCCUCCUCCAUCCCAACUUCAAAUGACUCUGGUUUGGGGCCAGUGCUGAGGAGGAGCAGCAGUGCAAGCUCAGAGAUGGAUAAUCCCAUCCAGAGUGCAAUAGCGUACUGCAAGAAGUCGCAGCAGCUGGCCUCGGUGAGGAAGAGUGCAAGCGACGCAGGCUUCCGGUUCAUGUCAUCAUCAGCAUCAAAGAUAGCUGCAGAAUCUGAAGAUGCAGAAGACAUCCUUGAGAUAUGCAGGCGACGAUAGCAUAGAUAUAUAGAUUUUCAGCACCAUGAUAAUUCUGUAAACUUUUGAUCAUGUGCUUCCUGUUCCUGCAGACAUGUAAUUCCCUUAAAAAUGCUGAUAUGUAAGUAACUUCUGUUUA
Lolium perenne is the source of this 1584-nucleotide messenger RNA. Its product is annotated as probable membrane-associated kinase regulator 4. Gene Ontology annotation, cellular component: plasma membrane. Lineage: Eukaryota; Viridiplantae; Streptophyta; Magnoliopsida; Poales; Poaceae. Gene Ontology annotation, molecular function: kinase inhibitor activity. The record is from RefSeq and is a predicted model, not a curated record.